AUGGUCGAUCCGUCGGAGCAAGAUGCUCAGACCACGGGGGACCGACUCAUCAUUGUUCUCCUGGUCGUCGUUUUUGCGGUUAUGACAUCGCUGCUGGCGGUUGGGUUGAGAUUAUGGUGUCGAAGAAAGAUACGGGCGUUGGGAUGGGAUGACUUCGCUGCGGUUAUGACUUGUUUGUGUAUCGUCGGGUAUGGAUCAGGGAUUCUUGCUUGUCUGAGCGAUCCUAGCGGGAUGUUACCAUUCCACAAGAUAAGCAACUUCUACAAGUGUUCAUACUUCAUACUAUUCCUCUACAGCCAGGCCCUAUUCUUUGCCAAAAUGGCCUUUGUUCUUCUCUACUACCGAAUCGUAGCGCUGCCCCACUGGAGAUGGACCUACAUCGCCGCGAUAACCUUUCUCGUCCUCUGGAACGUCUCCGGCAUUUUGUACCACUUCCUGCAAUGCACUCCCAUGUCAACCAUAUGGGAUCCAGCCGUCGUGGGAAAGUGUGUGCCUCAUCAGAUGGAGGUUGGGUAUGUGCUUUCUGGGAUAAAUAUCUUCACGGAUUUUGUUGUGGCUAUUUUGCCUUUGCCGGUCAUUUGGAAAUUGAAUCUUCGGCGUUCGCAAAAGAUUGCGCUGUCGGGAAUCUUCUUGCUGGCAUGCUUUCUUGUCGAUUAUAAGGGUGACGUGGGUUAA
This is a messenger RNA of Fusarium coffeatum, 675 nucleotides long. RefSeq lists its product as uncharacterized. Bases 1 to 675 code for a protein of 224 amino acids. Lineage: Eukaryota; Fungi; Ascomycota; Sordariomycetes; Hypocreales; Nectriaceae. The transcript has 5 exons. The record is from RefSeq and is a predicted model, not a curated record.